Molecule: messenger RNA, 741 nt
Organism: Bipolaris oryzae ATCC 44560
Lineage: Eukaryota; Fungi; Ascomycota; Dothideomycetes; Pleosporales; Pleosporaceae
Exons: 1
Coding region: 1-741 (246 amino acids)
Molecular function (GO): acyltransferase activity, transferring groups other than amino-acyl groups
Source: RefSeq, a predicted model, not a curated record
AUGUCCUCCAAAUACCCCAACCCAUGGCGCAGCCCGCGCCUCCACUACCGCGCCAUCCGCCCGUGCGACAAACCCAUCUUCCUGGCCCUAACCACCGACCCAGCCAUGUACAUGGCGAGCACCCACGCAACCCUCAAACUCCCCACGGAGCAAGACGCCGACGAAAACAUGCACCAGGGUCCCCCCUCCGCCGGCGAGGGCAACUCAGAAAGCCUCUUGCAAGCCAUCAUCUGGCGCCCGCACGACACGCCGAUAGCGUCGCUGCCGCUGGAGCAAAAAGAAGCGGUGCUGGAGGAAAUGAAGCGCGUGAAUCCGGCGCAGAUUCUCGAUCCCGAGUAUGGGGUUGCGGUGGGGCAUAUUCAUUCUGCGCCGUCGUCGUUGCAUGAGGCGCAUCAUCGAACUAUGGAGAUUGCGCUGGAUAUUUUGCCGGCGUAUCAGGGCAAAGGGUAUGGGAGUGAAGCGAUUAAUUGGGCGUUGGACUUUGGGUUUAGGAGGGCGGGGCUGCAUAGUGUAAGGUUGAGGGCGUUUGGGUGGAAUAAGGGUGCGAUUCGAUUGUAUGAGCGGCUAGGGUUUGUGGUGGAGGGACGGGAGAGGGAGGCGGUGUGGUUUGAGGGGGAAUGGUGGGAUUCGUUUACGUUGGGGAUGUUGGAUAGAGAGUGGAGGGCGAGGGAGGCGGGAAAGCAAGAAGAGGCGGAGUUUGGGCAUAUGGAUGAGGAAGCACAGUUUGGGCAUGUGGAAUGA